GCCGACUGGUCCGCUGUUGGGCAGAGGACAUUGGAGGUGUCCGGGCUGCUCGGUCUGACGGGAAGAGAGCAGUAUUGGAGGGCGGGCACCCGCUGCCGCAGUGGCACCUGAGCCGGAAUACGUCACAGCCGGCGCACCAGGCAAAGCUUCAUGAGGAUGGAGCCGUACCCCAGCUCGGGCUCGGUACUCAGUAUCGCCGACCUGAUCCGGCCAUCUCCGGCCCGCGGCGGCGGCCUCUGCCCCUCCGGACCCGCUGGAGGAGUCUGUCCGGAGCCGAGCGAGGCCCGGGUGCCGGCGCUGCCCGCCGAACAGCUCACACCACAGCCCGACCCACACCUGGAGCAGUUCUCAUCAGCGGCCCGCUCCAAGGGGUACCGGCUCGAGCGGCACCUCGACGAGCUGGCAGAGCGGCGCGACGAGCGAGCCGAGUCGAGGGCUCGCGUCGAGCCGGGCGAGCGGGCCACCAGAGACGUCCCGGAUAACCACGACAGUGGGAAUGGAGCCCCGACCCGCGAGCCGGCGCUGCGAGAGGCUGAUGAGAACCGCGCCCUGCCCGGCUUCCGACUCAAAGCAUCCGGCAAGAAGGCCCGCGUCGGCAAAGUGAUGCGGCUGAACGUGAACGCCCGCGAGCGGCGCUGCAUGCACGACCUCAACGACGCGCUGGACGAGCUGCGCUCCGUCAUCCCGUACGCGCACUCGCCCUCUGUGCGCAAACUGAGCAAGAUCGCCACCCUGCUGCUGGGCAAAAACUACAUCAUGAUGCAGGGGAACGCUAUCGAGGAGCUGCGCAGGAUAAUCGCCUACCUCAGCCACCUGACGGGGAUCCACGUGCCGACGCCGGCGAUGGCGGCGUACGACUCUCUCAAUCUGCAGGGAAACCUGCAGCCGCGCGUCGGCCUCUUACCGGCGCUGGGCGAGGACGUGAGGCCAGAGUUCAGCAUGUCACCGUCGCCGCAGGGCCUCAGCGACUGAGCCAGCUGUGGCUCAGUGAUUGAGCCGCCUGUGGCUCGGCGGCCGAGACGGCGGUGGCUCAGCGACUGACUCGGCUGUGCGCCGCGGGGGCCCUCCGGUUUAGCAACUGAAACUGAGCCGGCAGCCGGUGGCAGAGACCGAGACUGAGACGGGGUCUUUGUUGGACACGCGGCGGAGAAAGCUGUCCCUGGUGUGGGAGUCUGUCCCGCCCGCGGUACGUGGAAUGGUAUCUGCGUGUGUGAAUAUAAAAUUGUCAAAUGAAAAGAGCUGGCGACAAACGCCAGACUGCGUGCGGCUUGUGAGUGGAAAUUAGCACAAUAAUUGUCAGAGCCACUGAUUAGGUGUUGGAACAAUCGACUUUGUUGUCUUGCAGCAAUCUGACAUUCUUGUUGCUAAAAUCCAGGCUGAACGAUUGCUCGGAUACAGACAACUGGAUACGUGAUGAUUUAUUGAAACUAUUAGUGAUUGCGAGUAUGGGAGCUCGAGUGAGUGUGUGUCGCUUCCGUGAAUGGUGAACGCUGCACUGUAAUAUAUUAAUUUGUGAAUGGUGAUAGCGUUCCCUCACCCGCUGAUCAUCAGUGGUUUAAUUCAUGAAGAUGUGUUACUGACGACGAGUGUGCCAAUUAACUUUGGAUGGUG
This is a messenger RNA of Amphibalanus amphitrite, 1611 nucleotides long. Its product is annotated as class E basic helix-loop-helix protein 22-like. Bases 151 to 972 code for a protein of 273 amino acids. Gene Ontology annotation, molecular function: protein dimerization activity. Lineage: Eukaryota; Metazoa; Arthropoda; Thecostraca; Balanomorpha; Balanidae. The record is from RefSeq and is a predicted model, not a curated record. The transcript has 2 exons.